AUGCAGGAAUGCCAUGAGCUUGUGAAGCAACUGAGUGCCAAGAAAGCUGGGGGGGCUGAAGCACAAGGCAACACUUCGAGCAACCAAGAUGGACCAGAAGAGCAGCAGAAGGAGAGCGAUGACAUGGAUGGUGCCAUGGACAUGUUGGCAACUGGUGGAGAUGGCCUGGCCGUGGAGGAUCCGGACACUGUGGCUGCCAAAUCAUAUGCCUUGUCGGAAUUUGAUCAUGUGCAUCCAUUCAGCAGCGCCACUGAGCUGAAAGCAGCGCUCAGCAGAGAUGUGCUGGUGGGCCACAAGAUGGCAGUGAUCAUCGAUGCUGGGACGAGCAGGCUGAAGGUGAACUCCGGGUACAUAGAUGUUUGCAAGGAGGUCUUGACAGAGUGCAACUUGUCAAAGUAUGCCAUCGGCAUUGUUCUCGGGCCGAGGCUGGAUUUGAUGGAUGCCCUUAUGAAAAGAUGCCAACAGACCUUCAAGAAUGGUCGGACUGUCUUGAUACAGCUCACGGCUGGGGCAACACAGAGACUUGGAAAGUCGCUGCCAUCCUUCCUGAUCUUGGUUCACAGCGACACCAACAUUCCCCUCCCGUAUUCGGCGGAGUUGUUGAAGUACAGAUCUGAUUCUUUGGAGCAGCCACGACUUCGGUGCAUGACGAAGAGCUGCUGCUUCAGGUCAACGACUGAGAAAGCCCUUUUGAUCAGCAUCUUGCCUUUGGACUCAGUACUUAAUGUUUCGUCCUGA
Messenger RNA from Cladocopium goreaui, 738 nucleotides. NCBI's taxonomy places the organism in Eukaryota, Dinophyceae, Suessiales, Symbiodiniaceae. The record is from the annotation of a GenBank genome assembly.